Chara braunii is the source of this 2100-nucleotide messenger RNA. The record is from the annotation of a GenBank genome assembly. NCBI's taxonomy places the organism in Eukaryota, Viridiplantae, Streptophyta, Charophyceae, Charales, Characeae.
GGCACCCUGACAUUGCCGAUGUUUAUAAAACGGUGACGACCGCACUUGAAUGUCAUGGUCUCCUUUCCGACCGGUGUGCUUUUUUGGAAGUCGCAUUGCACGUCAGACAAGGAGAAGGGAGCGGCAACGUACUUCGACAUCUUAUCUAAGUCGAUUCGCGAAGUUAGCGAGAAGAGUGUUGUUGGAGUGAUAAUGGACAACGCUGUUGUGUGCGCGAGAGCUGGCAGAUUGGUGGAGGAUACAUUCCCGCUAACCUUCCAUGUGCCAUGCGCUGCGCACUGCCUCGACUUGAUGCUGCACGACAUUGGGAAGAUAGAGUGGGUCGCUGAAACGGUGACGAAGGCGAACGACAUGGUGAAGUUCGUCAUGAACCACCAGCGAGUCAGGGAUGUUUACUACAUCCAUGUAGGUGGAAGGCAGUUACUGCGACCCGCGGCAACGCGUUUCGCCACCAACUUUCACAUGCUGGACCGCUUGAAGCAGCRGCGAAAAGCGUUGGUGGCUAUGGUCACAGACGACAUGUGGACAGCGACGUUGGUCCCCCAUGCGCAGCGCUCGACCCUCCACGAGAUGGAAGACAUCAUACUCGAUGCAGCAGGUCCGACCAUCAGCAAGGUUUAUGCGAAGAUGGACAGGAUAGUGGAGCGCCUGCGAGUUAACAAGGACCUGACAGUGGAUCAGCGGGACGAGAUCGAGGUGAUGGUCAUGCGCAGAUGGAAUGCCAUGACCACCCCCCUCCAUUGUGCAACCCUGUUCCUGGAUCCAGAGUACAUGUCGUCUGAGCCGCACAAGGAUGCAGAGAUCCAAGAUGGAUUCUACACCUGGGUGUACACAUGGCUCAAAGGGGCGUCACAGGAGGUGUGCAACCAGGUGGAGUACGAAGUCGAUUGUUGGGUUCAAAACAUUGGCAAGUUCAGCUCGCAGGUGGCCAUGGAUGCAGCCCGUAAGCAGAACCCUGUGGCAUGGUGGAAGCGCUGGUGCAAUGAGCUACAACACUUGCAGCCCCAUGCCAUUCGACUGUUGGGGCAAGGGUCGUCUGCUUCAGGCUGCGAAAGGAAUUGGAGCCUUUUCGCAGCAAUUCACACCAAAGAGCGCAAUGGCCUGGCCCCAGAGACAAUGCACAAACUGGUGUACAGCAAGUGGAACAUGCGGCUGCUUGACAUGCUGCAGCAGAUGCCGAAGAGGGCCAAAGACCUUAUUGAAUGGGAUGACCCACCGACAGAGGAGGCGCAAAAGGAGGCCAAAGAAAGAGUGAAGGUGGCUGAGCGGCGAUUGAAGAGCCUUACCUCAGUUGGUGACAAUGUUGUUCCACCUGUCGAUAGCGGGGAUGAUGAAGAUGGGGAUGAAGCUGUUGUUCCUUGCCGUGAAGAAUGCAACCUGGAGGAGAUUGAGGAGGGUCAACACAGGGACUGGCGUGGAUUGACGAAGGCAGCAAACUUCCUAAGUAAACGUUCCCAAACAGAUGUGCGAAGGAAGGCACGCACCUUGGGAACAGAGGAGCACAUGCGUGCUCACAAGAAGGGAGGCGGUGACACACUGCCUCAUGGUGCUGCAACGACAGCACCACRAAAGGAAACYGGGACAUCGUCUGCACAGCCUGRUCCUCAACGCCCAAAAAAAAGUAGAGGCAGGCCAAGAAAAACCCCAUUGGCGGAUCUGGACGGUUCAGAUGCUGUGACUGCGGAGGGAGAGGACAACCCUACGCAGAUAACUGAUAAGAACGAAGUAGAGGGGGGCAAUGAUGAGGGUGUGCCAAGCAGCGACUAGGGCGUGGCAAGGAAGAGGCCGCGUGAUGGUGAAGAGGAAGGCUCAUCAGACUACCCAUCAAGCGAUCAUGAGCGGCCAUUGGCUGAAAAAAAGCGGAAGGGGUCAUAGAGAGUCAUUAGAGACUCGUGAGAGAGAGAGAGAGAGAGAGAGAGAGAGAGAGAGAGAGAGAGAGAGAGAGAGAGAGAGAGAGUGGACUGCCGUUUUUGGGGUGGUCAUUCAUGAAUCGUGAAUCAUGAAUGACUCUGCAAUCACUUAGGGGACAGCGGCGGUCUAGAAGCUGUCGGUUCUGUUCAAACUUCAAAGUUCAAUGUUAAGUUAAUUCAAACUCCAAAG